AUGUGUGGGUCGCGCUGGAUGUGUGCGGGCCAGAUGUUGCUAAAACCGGACCCGAUUUCACGUUGCUUGCAAUCAUUCUUUGUUCGCGCUCCUUUUCUUGACCACGCAGCAGACCAUCACCUCACCAUGUCCAAGCUUAUGUACGCUGAAGGCGCCAUGGUUGUAGGCGCCGCCGUGGCCGCCGCCAUGAUCGCACGAACGACCGCCGCCCGGAUGGGUAUUGUCUUUGUGCCGAGAGCCUCGUCGUCGACCGCGCACUCGCACGAACCGCAUGCGCCGCCGCAGCAUGAGGACCACCUCCAGGCUCGACUUGUGCCUCGGGCCCCGCCCAAGCCAGGCAGACCGUGA
Thecamonas trahens ATCC 50062 is the source of this 348-nucleotide messenger RNA. RefSeq lists its product as uncharacterized. The record is from RefSeq and is a predicted model, not a curated record. NCBI's taxonomy places the organism in Eukaryota, Apusomonadida, Apusomonadidae. The coding region runs from base 1 to 348 and encodes 115 amino acids. The transcript has a single exon.